This is a messenger RNA of Vollenhovia emeryi, 1869 nucleotides long. RefSeq names its product protein ariadne-2 (gene ari-2). Gene Ontology annotation, cellular component: cytoplasm; ubiquitin ligase complex. The coding region runs from base 264 to 1739 and encodes 491 amino acids. The record is from RefSeq and is a predicted model, not a curated record. Gene Ontology annotation, molecular function: ubiquitin protein ligase activity; zinc ion binding; ubiquitin conjugating enzyme binding. The transcript is spliced from 7 exons. Lineage: Eukaryota; Metazoa; Arthropoda; Insecta; Hymenoptera; Formicidae. Gene Ontology annotation, biological process: positive regulation of proteasomal ubiquitin-dependent protein catabolic process; protein polyubiquitination; ubiquitin-dependent protein catabolic process.
GUGGAGUGAAUAGAAGAAUCUUCUAACGUAGAAGAAAAAUCAUCCGACUGCAUCAUCCCGCACGAGGCCCAAUAGUCGGGCCCCUGCAUUGUAUAAUAUUACCAAUUAAAACUUGCUGGAAAAAUCACAACGCGUUAUGUGACCGCGUCGGCCCAGUAGUAUGGGCCGUGACGUAUUAUCCAGACCAAUAAUAAGAACAUACAAGGGAAGAAAAAGAAGUAAGGUUAUGUCUGAUAUCACUCUGGCGCAUAAGUAAUACCGAAAUGGGAGAAGGAACAAACAUGUCGAGCGAGAAUGACAGCGAAAUGGACUGCUCCGACUCCGACUGCGGAGACCCGGGCUAUGAGGACUAUUACAACAUCCAGCCUUGGGGGGGCGACGUGGACAACGACGUGGACCCCGAGCAGAACCGCAAGGACCCGGAGUACGCGGUGGUCGACUGCUUGCGAGUCGAGGAGGUGGAGCGGCUUCUGAACGAGAGCGUAGAGCGGUUAAGUAUUAGCCUUCACGUCUCGCCAUCCCAAGCCAAAAUGUUGUUGCACGCGCACAGCUGGGCGUCGCAUGAUAUCGUCACAAAGUACCGUAACAAUGCUUCCAGUUUAUUGAUUAAAAAGAUUGAGCCUACCCCCGAACAAGUGCCAGGAACGAAGAGCCAGCGGGGCGGCAUGUGUUCGAUUUGCAUUAUGUUGUGCCCCGCGGACAAGUUCUGUGCGCUGAUGCCGUGCGGACACUCGUUUUGCAAAGACUGCUGGUGUAUGCAUUUUGAAGUACAAAUAACUCAAGGUAUAUCUACCGGUAUAAGCUGCAUGGCACAGGAUUGCGAUGUCCUAGUUCCGGAGGACUUUGUCCUCCCCCUACUUACUAAGCCUAACAUGAAAGAAAGGUAUCAGCAGUUUACCUUCUGUGAAUCCGUCAGGUCUCAUCCACAACUACGAUUUUGUCCCGGUCCAAAUUGCCAAAUAGUUUUGCGCUCGAAGGAACAACGAGCAAAGAGAGUGAUGUGUUCAUCUUGUAAAACUACGUUCUGCUUCCGAUGCGGUAUGGAUUACCAUGCACCGACCGAUUGCUGUACAAUUAAGAAAUGGCUGACGAAAUGCGCGGAUGAUUCCGAGACGGCAAAUUACAUUAGUGCUCAUACCAAAGAUUGUCCAAAAUGUCAUAUCUGCAUAGAGAAGAACGGUGGCUGUAACCACAUGCAGUGUUACAAUUGUAAGCACGACUUCUGCUGGAUGUGCCUUGGGGAUUGGAAAGCACACGGCAGUGAAUAUUACGAGUGUUCGCGCUACAAGGAGAAUCCGAACAUCGCGCACGAGAGCGUUCACGCGCAGGCGAGAGAGGCUCUCAAGAAGUACCUUCAUUACUACGAGCGAUGGGAGAAUCACAGCAAGUCGUUGAAAUUGGAGGAGCAAACGUUGGAGGGGAUUAAGAUGAGAAUUAACAACAAGGUGAUGAACGCGAGUGGUACGUGGAUAGACUGGCAGCACCUGUUCGAGGCGGCGUCGCUCUUAGCGCGCUGCCGUUACACCUUGCAGUACACGUACCCGUAUGCCUAUUACAUGGAAUCUGGUCCGCGUAAAGAACUGUUCGAGUAUCAGCAAGCUCAAUUAGAGGCGGAAAUAGAGAACCUCUCGUGGAAGAUUGAACGAGCGGAAACAACGGAUCGAGGAGAUCUAGAGAAUCAAAUGGAUAUCGCGGAAAAGCGUCGCGUUACUUUAUUGAAGGAUUUCCUCGAAGUAUAAUUAAUUGAGCACUAGUUUCGUUCUUAGUCGUAGCCCACGAAAUCUAAUCUGAAGCUACAAUGUAAUCUUUUAUUUUGCAAAUACUAUUUAUCCACAAUUAAAUAUUUUAUGUGUAUAUAUAUACAUAUAU